Molecule: messenger RNA, 369 nt
Organism: Penicillium chermesinum
Lineage: Eukaryota; Fungi; Ascomycota; Eurotiomycetes; Eurotiales; Aspergillaceae
Exons: 1
Coding region: 1-369 (122 amino acids)
Source: RefSeq, a predicted model, not a curated record
AUGAACAGUUUGAAUUUUCUCGCUCAGGCAGGCAAUACCCACUCUGGACUGGAAUCGUCUCGCGCAGGAAUCCGUACGCCUUCUGCAGAAUGCUUGAUUGGUCCUACUAGUAGGGCGAAUUUAGGCCCUUCAAUCUGCUUGUUCCACCCGGGGCAUCAGGCCGCCCACUUAGCUCUCUAUGUCCCCCAGAUCCAGAUCAUCCCCAACCCCGCUAAUAGACAACGAUCGCCAGAGUCGUCUUUGGAUGCUCUGGAAUCAACGAUGGGGGAAUUUCAACCAAUUGAUUGGAGACACUUCCGGCAAAUACUUCUCCAGAGGCACGGCGAUCGUAAAUCGCUUAUUCACGGCGGCGGAGGCGUGUUGGCCUGA